AUGGCAACAGGCGAACAAAACCUUUCCACCCUCCUCGCAAAAAUGGAACCCACCCUAGAUCCCAAAACCUACGUCUUCAUCACCACAACCGAGGCUUUACACUCUCUCCCUCUAGCCACGUUGCAACCAACCCUAAUCGUCCAAGAAACCGAGGGCACGACCAUUGUGGCGACAGAGGAUCUUGCCGCAUCGCACGGUCUCGCGGGCGUAUUUCCUUGCAAGAGGAUCUCGCUGACGGUGCAUUCGAGUCUGGAGGCUGUGGGGUUGAUUGCGGCUAUUACGGAUCGGCUUAAGGAUGAGAAGAUUAGUACGAAUGUGGUUAGUGGGUAUUAUCAUGAUCAUGUUUAUGUGCCCGCGGAGAGGGCGGAGGAUGCGAUGCGUGUUUUGGGGGAGUUGAUCGAUGAGGCGAGGAAGUAG
This is a messenger RNA of Penicillium subrubescens, 417 nucleotides long. RefSeq names its product ACT domain-containing protein. Lineage: Eukaryota; Fungi; Ascomycota; Eurotiomycetes; Eurotiales; Aspergillaceae. The record is from RefSeq and is a predicted model, not a curated record. The transcript has a single exon. Bases 1 to 417 code for a protein of 138 amino acids.